AUACUUGUAUGUGCUGAAAUUCCUAUCAGUCAAAUGGUUCAAAGUAAAGUCUUUUAAAUGACCUAGGUUGCGUGUUUGGUUGUGUGUUAACUUUGCUCUUCUACACCAAUAAAUCGCCCUCGGUAUUUUUUCUAAUUUAUAAAAUAUCUUCAACGUUCAGUGAAUUAUAAGUAAUUUAAAAAUUAAAAAUAUUAGUUUGAUUUAAGAAGUAAGAUGUUUUGUAGAACGAUAGCACGAAACAGUUUAAUUAAACAAACAAUAAGAAAAUCAGUGUCAAGGACUGCUCUUCGUUCUAUUUCUGCCGGUUGCUGUUCUAAUAAAGAAUUAUUAAACAGAAAAGAAGUAACUGCUUUUAAUCAAGCUAAACCAGCAAAAUGGAAUUUUCAAACAGUACGAAAUUACAGCAGUUACCCACCACAUAUAAAAGUACCCCUUCCUGCUUUGUCGCCAACUAUGGAGACAGGUACGAUUAUAAGCUGGGAAAAAAAAGAAGGGGAUAAACUUAACGAGGGCGAUCUAUUGGCUGAAAUUGAGACUGAUAAGGCAACCAUGGGUUUUGAAACACCCGAAGAAGGAUAUUUGGCUAAGAUUUUGGUUCCUGCAGGAGUCAAAAAUAUACCAAUUGGAAAACUGGUUUGUAUCAUUGUUGAAAAAGAAGAAGAUGUUGCAAAAUUCAAAGAUUUUAAAGAUGAUAGCUCUCCAUCUCCUGCCGCAGCUGCGCCCGCCCCAUCUGCACCAGCUCCUAAACCCGCAGCUGCGGCUCCUCAGGCUCCUGCUGCUGCUUCUGCUGCAGCGUCCGAUACACCUCCACAAGGGGGAAGAGUGCUAGUCAGCCCUAUGGCCAAGGGACUUGCCGAAAAGAAGAAUAUUAGGUUACAAGGAAAAGGUUCAGGCCUUUUCGGCUCUAUUACGUCUAAGGAUCUUGACAAAUUAGCUGCCGCAUCCGCAGGUGCACCAGCUCCACCACCAUCCUCACCAGGUGCACCCCCGAAGGCACCCACUCCAGCUCCAGGUGCUGCUCAUGUCGACAUUCCCGUCACCAACAUGCGUGCAGUAAUAGCAAAGCGACUUACUGAAUCCAAGGUUCAAAUACCACACUAUUACGUGACGAUGGCCAUUAACGUGGACAAAUUGCUUAAAUUCCGAGAGCGCGUCAACAAAAAAUACGAGAAAAAGGGAGUUAAGGUGAGCGUGAAUGAUUUCAUCAUCAAGGCAACAGCAGCCGCCUCUAAACGCGUUCCAGAAGCGAAUUCAUCCUGGUUGGGCGACGUAAUUAGACAGUAUAAAAACGUUGACGUGGCUGUAGCAGUUGCAACGCCUAAAGGCCUCCUUACUCCUAUCGUAAAAGAGGUAAACGACAAAGGUGUUAUCCAGAUUAGUUCAGAAAUGAAGGAACUUGCAGCAAAGGCAAGAGAUGGCAAAUUGCAACCUCACGAAUUUCAAGGUGGUACCAUUACCGUUUCUAAUUUAGGGAUGAUGGGUGUAACGCAUUUUACCGCUGUCAUUAACCCCCCACAUAGUAUCAUUAUCGCUAUCGGAGCAACUAAUGAUACGCUAGUCCCCGAUAAAUCAGAGAAAGGAUUCAAAGUUGCCAAAAUUAUGCAUGCGACGGCAAGUUGCGAUCAUCGUACAGUAGAUGGAGCCGUAGCAGCGGAGUGGAUGCAGGCCUUUACCGAAUGCCUGGAGGAACCCGAGAAUAUGAUCUUGUAAAUUUUAUUUUUGUUAUAUUGCCUGCCAUUUUCGUUGGACCUUUUUUUCUACCGGUUUCUACCUUUUACCUUGGAACGCCGAAAUAUUAUAUUACUGUAAUUACUGAUAUACAAUUCAUAUCUUUUAAGUUUUACCGCUCAUUUACAAUUCGAAUUCGUUCUAUAUCAUUUAUCAGCUUGUUCCUGUUUGCAUUUUAAAAAAUUUUAAGUCGUAUGUUGUUUAAUUUAUAAAUAUCGGUAUUGUAAAUAAAAUUGAUUUAGACGCCCUAGUUGGAAU
Messenger RNA from Agrilus planipennis (emerald ash borer), 1986 nucleotides. It is a transcript of the gene muc, whose product is annotated as dihydrolipoyllysine-residue acetyltransferase component of pyruvate dehydrogenase complex, mitochondrial. The record is from RefSeq and is a predicted model, not a curated record. The coding region runs from base 214 to 1710 and encodes 498 amino acids. The transcript is spliced from 6 exons. Gene Ontology annotation, molecular function: dihydrolipoyllysine-residue acetyltransferase activity. NCBI's taxonomy places the organism in Eukaryota, Metazoa, Arthropoda, Insecta, Coleoptera, Buprestidae. Gene Ontology annotation, cellular component: pyruvate dehydrogenase complex. Gene Ontology annotation, biological process: pyruvate decarboxylation to acetyl-CoA.